Molecule: messenger RNA, 558 nt
Organism: Colletotrichum truncatum
Lineage: Eukaryota; Fungi; Ascomycota; Sordariomycetes; Glomerellales; Glomerellaceae
Source: RefSeq, a predicted model, not a curated record
AUGACAACCUUUUUCCUCGGCAGCACCAGAGUUCCUCAGUAUCAUAGCACUUCAGCUCCAAGGCAUUCACAAAAGACUUCAUCAACCAAACAGUCAUCAGAAAAACCUCAAAGUCCUACACAAAAAUCACGCGAGCCACGCAAGAAGCCUUCGACCAGAGCCAUUACACCCGUGCCAGAUCUGCAACACCCAACUCCUUCACCUCCAGAAACAACUACUGUCAAAAUGUCUUCUCCAACCAAGAACACGGUUCCCCCGGCCACCUCCACUAACCCCGUCAACCUCAGCAACACCGCCACCACCACCAACCCCAACAACUACCUCAACACCGCUAACACCAACAAGUCCAUCAGCAAUGAUGGCUCCGGCAAAUCUCUCCCCAUGCCUGGCCUUUCGGGGUCGGCCAACGGACCAGUCGGCAACCUCCUCAGAGGUCCCGUUGAUGAAAACGGAAAGCUCAAGGAUGCCGGUCUCAUGGUCGGUAUCAAGCUUGACCUUGAAGCCGAGGUUCACCUUACCGCAAGGGUCCGAGGUGACAUCCUUAUUGGGCUAUACUAG